CUAAAUUUCCCAAGUUUGUAACAUGCUGGCUUGGCAAAAGUGCGUGUACCAGAUGUAAUACGCGACAUCAGCACCUUCGUUUAUCAAUUUAUGUGAUCGUGGAGCUUCGAUCUGCGCAGUUUCGAUCGAACCUUCGAAUGAUCAACGACGAAAUACCAACAAUGACGCAGUUAACGGUGUGUUUACUGGCUAUUUUCUUAGUUAGUUAUACAGUAGCUGACAUUAUAGUACAACCUGGCUACGAACAUUCGAAAAAAUAUUCAACGCAACAACGUCAGUCUAUAACUCAACCUUCUGAAAUUCCUCAACACUCGGAAUAUACGAAUAUUGAAUCAAACCCUCAUCAGUCACAAGAAGAACAACAAGGAUACACGGAUCCAGGUUAUCAUUUGGAACUUCAUCCAGUAUACUCGGAUGCGUACCACAUUCCCGCUGAAGCACUGCCACCGAUUUAUCCAAACGUUGCGUUGCCACCGAUGUCGAAGUCUGCUUACAGACGAUUACUAUCUAAUUACGGAGCUGCAGGAGUACCUGUGAUUCCACAUCAUUACGAAUAUCCUCUGCCAGUACACAAUCGAUACAGAAGAUCUGAUCCAAGCGACGAACCCGAUGCAACGCGCAAGGAUAACCAUGAUGAAGAUGAUGUGGCCACGAAGUCGUCCUUAGAUGACUCGCUGUCAGUCGUUGAUUUGCAAAAUCAAGAUAAGAAGCGCGUGAAUACUCGUCAGAGCGUAACUCUGCUGGGCUUGAAUCCAUCGAACAUGUAUCCUGUGCAACAACAAUACCGUUCCGCGGAAUUGAACCCAACCUACGAUUCGAAUCAAAAGCCAGCUGGAAGCCAGCAAACGCCAUCCCAAAUAAACGCACGAGAAACGCAGCAGCAACAAGCAGCUACUUUCGUACAAGCCACAGCUCCUCGAACGAACAAUGAAAAUCUUCAUCACGCGUUGCUAUUGCAACAACCCGCCCAUCAACAGUUCAGAGUUUCCGAUCUGAGAAACUACCCGGAUGUUAGGCCGGUCUCUCCUUCUCUUCAAUCGUCGCGAAUCGAAACAAUGAAGGGUCACAGCGAACCACAAACUUUCACGCCACCGAAACGCGAAGAAGCGAGCGGGCAGGACGAAAUAGUGGGCACGAAGUUGGGAAAUAUCUACAAAAUAAAGGUACAUCAACACAUGCAUCGACACGGGAAAUUAAACGGACUAAGACCGUUAGAAAACCCAAUUAUUGCUGACACUGAGACACCGACGCAGCAGGUAGUGAAAAUUUACGACAAGCCGAUAGAUAAUCAAGCGGCAAAUUAUUUACAAAACGUUCAGUACAACGUUAUACCUCAAACUUAUCCUGUUUCUAACUCUCUUGGAAGUAACGUGGAUAAUUAUGUCUGGCCGUACCCGUGCUCGUCCCUCUCCUCGCCGAUCAGAAUUUGUUUCGAGAGCAACGAUGCACAGCCUAUCAUGUAUCAGCUAGCUUAAACGAAUCUCGAUUUUGCAAAUUAAACGCAAUUGUGUUUCUUGUAUUUUCCGCAAGACGUUUUAUAUCACGAUGUUUUAUAUUUCACCGCGUGUCUAUCAAGUGUACAGGCUUCAUCGACCUUAAUCGAUGAUUAGAUGGACAUUUUUCAAUAAACGUACAACCACAAACACCAAGGCGCGUUCAAGUUUUCCAACCCUGUAAAGUGUUACACCUCACGCAGUCACGUGCUGUUAACGACAAGACGGCGCAUAAUCGGUUCUUAACGCGUGUUCGCCAACCGGAUUCUCAACGUUCGGUCUGGGUGGCCGCUUAAUCACGGAACCGAUUCUAAAAUACGACCGCCAAUACGGUAACCAAUU
Molecule: messenger RNA, 1835 nt
Organism: Frieseomelitta varia
Lineage: Eukaryota; Metazoa; Arthropoda; Insecta; Hymenoptera; Apidae
Exons: 5
Coding region: 138-1475 (445 amino acids)
Source: RefSeq, a predicted model, not a curated record